AGUGACGUCAUUAAAAGCGACGGACACUAAAGCCCCACUUCAAGCCGUCACUAGGCAGUGAAUGAGCGGAGAGGCAGUGGGAGAGUUUCGAAAGGAUUAUCGACAUAAAGAAAGCAAGAAAGACUGACGGUAAGAAGCUUCCAUUUACUCUGUCUAGAUGGAUGUGAAAGAGGAGACGUGUGAGGCUGACAUAGAUUUCAUAGAGCAGAGGAUCAUCAAUAUUAAGGAGGAGGACUGCGAAUGGGAGCUUGUCCACCCUAUGCAAGAGACUCCCUGCAUUAAGGAUGAGGAAUGUGAACAGGGGUCAAUGGACAUUAAAGAGGAGGAGUCUGCCAGCAUUGAGACUCUCAUCUAUAAAGAUAUGGAGAGUGUCAAGGAAGAAGACGACCUUCAUUAUGGGUGCCAAGAUGGCAUGAUGACUGGGCUUGUCUCGUCUCAAAGCAGAAACCAUUCAUCUACGAAGCUUUCUGUCAAUGUGAAGUCUGAAUUGUUACAGUUGGACACAAGGAGGACCGAGGAAAUUUUAUCUGCUACAACUCUGGAAGAUCAGCCACCACCUUUAAAUACAUCUGGAGAAAGAGACAAGCCUCACUGCUGUCCUGAAUGUGGCAAACAAUUCUUUCACAGGAGGAAUCUAAAGAGACACAUACAAAUUCACACCGGAGAGAAGCCAUAUGGCUGUUCUGAGUGUGGUAAACAAUUCUCGCGAAUGACCAGUCUACAGCGACACACAAAAGUUCACACAGAAGAGAAGCCAUAUUGCUGUUCAGAGUGUGGGAGACAGUUUUCAGAAAAAGCCACUCUUUCCAGCCACCAAAGGCUUCAUACGGAAGAGAAGCCAUAUUGCUGUUUUGAAUGUGGCAAACAAUUUUGUGACAAGAGUACUCUCCGGAAACAUGCUAAAAUUCACACUGGAGAGAAACCAUAUUGCUGUCUGGAAUGUGGAAAAGGAUUCUUACGAACCAACAGUCUUAAGGUCCACAUAAGAAUUCACACCGGAGAGAAGCCAUAUUUCUGCACGGAAUGUGGCCGACAAUUCUGUGAUAAGAGGAAUCUUCAGAGCCACAUAAGGGUUCACAGUGGAGAGAAGCCUCAUUGCUGUUCUGAAUGUGGCAAACAAUUCUUGCGACUGUCCAAUCUACAGACACACGCCCAAAUUCACACUAGAGAGAGGAUGUAUUGCUGUUCUGAGUGUGGGAAACCGUUUAAACAAAGAAGCGCUCUCUUGAGUCACAAAAAAAAUCAUACAGGAGAGAAGCCAUAUUCCUGUUCUGAAUGUGGAAGAGGAUUUUCCCGUAUGGUCCAUCUGAAACGCCACAUGAGAAUUCACACUGGUGAGAAGCCAUAUUAUUGUUCUGAAUGUGGGAAAGGAUUUUCUCAGAUGAGCCAUCUCCAAACCCACAUACGAGUUCACACUGGAGAAGAAUACUCCAAAUGGAAAGGCAAAAAAAUAACCAAGUAUCAAGAAUUGCAAUCCGAGAUGAGCCAGAUGGGAAAGUAAACAAGAUUGUGCCAGUGGUGCUGGGAUCAAAAGGUCUUAUCAGGGGGAAAAAAAAAAAAAAUCCAGGUGUAUCUGGAAAUCCUACUAAUUACUGUAAAUCCAUGUGACCGGCAAAUGAAGCAUUAUUAGGAACAAUGCAGGAGCUAUGCCAAACUUGAGGGAGCAAGAAAUAAACAGUGCAGACAAACUAUCCAGGGUAAAAUAUACGGUUCAUUCCUGUCUUGGCAGCUGCCAAACCAAAAAAUUUAGAGAAAUUUACCCCGAGAGAAACCAUAUUGAUUUUUGGAAUGUAGCAUUGGAUUCUCCUGAACCAACGGUGCUCAGUGCCACCUAAGAAUUCACGUGGGAGAAAAACCAUAUUGCUGUUCAGAAUGUAAUCGCCAAUUCACAAAAAUGAAAUUCACAAUUCAGAAAAACAGCAUGGCUGUUCUUAAUGUGGAAAACGUUUAUCAGAAAACUGCAAUUGUCAGAACCACUAGAGGCUCAUGUGGUAAAGAAGCCAUAUUGCCAUUCUGAAUGUGGCAGAACAUUAUUGAAAGUGAGUAGUAUUGACACAAACACAAAUAAUUCAGAAGGGAGAGAAUCCUUAUUGCUGUUCUUGUGUAGGAAACAAUUUUCACGUAUGCAUUAGGCUAGACUUCACAAGGGAGAAAGAGGGGAUACAAGAAAAAAAACUGAAGGUCCUGCAUGGAGAGGUUGCACUAAUUUAAAGCUUUCAUAGGAGUAAGAACACAGUCCUAGAGAACAUGUAAAGGUUGAAAUGGUAGUAUUGCAUAUUAACAUCUGAGGACCUCGCCUUCAAGAUGGCAAACAAUAAACUCAGAAUUCUGUCGAGGGCACAAAAACUUUAAGAAGAUAAACAGAACCGCAAAGAAAUGGCACAAAACAGGCAAUUUAAGGAUCAUCCAAAAGGGUCCAAUAGAAUCUGAAGUGGGGUGACCCAGAAAGUUACUCUACCAACAGACUAUUAGGAGCACUCGCAGGUACUCGAGUGUCGAGUGAGCAAGAGGACCGGGAGAUGAGAAGAUCACUGGAACCUAAUGUAGUCAAGAGAGUUCCGAGAUGAUGUCCAAGGAUGAUCCCUAACCCUGCCCACAAUGCCCAGCGUAUGUGCCCUAAGAGCAGACUGCGGCCAGGAGGUGGUCUCUCAUUCUGACCAGACAUUCACCGAGGACUGAGCUCCUACAUGAUUUAAACCUUUGGCUCCAGAUGGCAAACCUUUUCAUGUUCUGCUGUUGUCACCCAGCAUUUUUAUUUUGCCACAGCACACUUUGUUUCUGAUUUCUUAUUCAAUAGUCUAUGGCUCCUUUAUACCAAUGGCAACACACCUGCGUCAUUGCCCAGUGUGACUGGGGCGGCCGGGUCAGAAGUUUUCUUUCUUUUUAGUCAUUUUGGUGUAUAUUUAUUUGCUUAUGGAUUUAUUGAGCU
Molecule: messenger RNA, 2929 nt
Organism: Erpetoichthys calabaricus (reedfish)
Lineage: Eukaryota; Metazoa; Chordata; Cladistia; Polypteriformes; Polypteridae
Product: zinc finger protein 501-like
Exons: 4
Coding region: 158-1501 (447 amino acids)
Biological process (GO): central nervous system development; regulation of transcription by RNA polymerase II
Cellular component (GO): nucleus
Molecular function (GO): DNA-binding transcription factor activity, RNA polymerase II-specific; RNA polymerase II cis-regulatory region sequence-specific DNA binding
Source: RefSeq, a predicted model, not a curated record